AUGCCUAAGUUACUUCCUCUUACCAAUAAGGCUACCACCAAAGCUGUCGUUGUAGUGCAGCUGACUGUUGCUGCUGUCCGCGAUGUGAUGAUGCCCAUGUUGCAUGAUGACUGGGUGCUCGUCAAAAUCAAAGCAGUUGCCAUCAACCCCACCGACUGGAAGCACGUCCGUUAUGGAGUUGCGGAUAUCGGGUGUAGAGUGGGAUGCGAUUACGCCGGUGUUGUGGAGGAGGUUGGGAGUAAAGUCUCCAACUUUGCAAAAGGUGAUCGUAUCACCGGCUGGAUUCAUGGCGCAAAUCGGGUCAACCGUGAAUCGGGAUCAUUUGCCGAGUACGCCGUUGCAAAGGCUUCUGUCCAAAGAAAGAUCCCCGAUAAUUUGAGCUUUGAAGAAGCGGCAACCUUGGGGGUUGCCAUCAUGACAGUUGGACUAGGCAUGUAUAAGAACCUCCAACUACCAUUGCCUACGGAGCCAUGCAAAGAAGCAUUUCCUCUUCUCAUCUACGGCGGGAGCACUGCGACAGGCAUGGCCGGCAUCCAGUUUGCCAAACUCUCCGGCCUAACCGUCAUCACGACCUGCUCCCCUCGCAACUUUGACUUGGUGAAAGGCCUGGGGGCCGAUGCCGUCUUCGACUAUAAUUCCCCAACCUGCGCCGCGGAUAUCAAAGAGCUGACCAAGAACCGUCUGACGUAUGCAUGGGACUGCACGGGUGAGGGUACGAUAAUCUGCGCGCAGGCCAUGUCAGACUGUGAGCCGGGCAACUACGGCACCAUUAUGCCCGCAGACUACGAUCUGCUUAAGGCUACCAACCCCCAGGUCCAUGGCCAGGAUUGUAUUCGCGGAUACGAUACCAUGGGCGAGUUUUAUUGCUGGCUCGGCCAGACACCAGUCACGCCCAACCCAGAGGAUAUACAGUUUUACCAGUCAUUUCUGGCGUUAACUCAGCCCCUGUUGGAAAAUGGGAGCAUCAAACCCCUUCCAGCGACCGUGAACAAGAACGGCAGUGGAUUGGAGGGCGUGCUGAAGGGUCUGGAAGAAAUGGAACUGGGCAACGUCAGCGGAGAGAAGUUGGUUUAUACCAUUUAA
Molecule: messenger RNA, 1083 nt
Organism: Penicillium longicatenatum
Lineage: Eukaryota; Fungi; Ascomycota; Eurotiomycetes; Eurotiales; Aspergillaceae
Product: zinc-binding alcohol dehydrogenase family protein
Exons: 3
Coding region: 1-1083 (360 amino acids)
Molecular function (GO): oxidoreductase activity, acting on NAD(P)H
Source: RefSeq, a predicted model, not a curated record